CAUAUAGAAAGUCGCUACGCAUUACUCAAGUUACGUUUUGAUUGAUUCAGACGUGGAAGUAUUCUCUACACCGAAGAUUGCGAUAAAAAAGAUGGGACAAUAUAGGAAAACAGUUUGAAAGGAGAGAUUGACUACGGAUAGUUUUGGCUAAAUCGAACCGUUCAUAAAUAUGAAGAGAGAUAGGGCUUAAAGAGGAAUGAGUGAAGAUAAGAUAGAACUAGAAUCCACCCUAAAAACAGAGGACCAAUAAAAGUUAAAGUUAGAAGAAUUGCGUGAAAUUAUGAUAGAAGUAAUACAGUUAAAUAAAAAAAGACAGGAAGAAAGAGGAAAGAAAAUAAAACAAGAAAUUAGGAAAGAAAUAGUUAAACUUCUAAAAGGGAUGCAAAAAGGGAAGAAGUUAUGGCAAAUUUGGAAAAAAGAAUGCAGACUUUAGAACAAAAGUCAGUAAAAUAGGAUGAGCAUAAUAAAAAGGUAGCACAGUUUGAAGGAAAAACUAUGUUUAGAGGCUUGAGAGAUUUGAAGCAGUAUUAUUGACAUCCCUCAUUGAGAAUAUGGAGUCUUGAAAAGUGCUACACACAGAAACAUUGUGGUAUUUUCAAAAGAAGAAGGUUUUUAUGUAGUCGGAUUGGAAACUUUGUAGAGGAUAUUCUAUAUCUGAGAUAAUAUAUUGAAUACUGACUUUUACUGGAGAAUAUGGCCCAAAACGAGCCAAGAUCGAAAAAAAUCAAGCAGUCCGUAAUCACGGACCAUAUACACAAUACUGAAUUUCAACAACUAUUUUGUAUGCACUGGCACAAUUGCACGGCUGUAAGAACUCAACACUUGGAAAUUAUCCCGGAACCCUUUCGAGUGUGCAAGAUAUCCAAUUUUUUGACGAACCAAGCGUUAAUGGAUGAGAUAAAAAAUGAGCUGUUGGAUGUAAAGAGUCGCCGAAACAGUAUUGAUCUUUAUCAAUUUGAGCAAACAAACGAUCUGGCUAACGUAGAAAGUAAGAACUUGAAAGUACUCUUUGAAACUUUUCAAACUGACUUAGUCUCGUGGAUGGAACGUAACACAAAAAUCGAACUGAACAAUAAGAUAUCCAUAUCCAGCUCCUGUUACUCAGAUACCGAUUAUUUACUCUGUCAUGACGACAACAUGGGGGACCGGAGAAUCGCUUUCGUUCUCUAUCUCUCGGAAAAUUGGGAAGUGACUGACGGAGGAGCUUUGGACCUUUUCGACACAGAUGAAAAUGGGCUUCCCAGAAACAUUGUCCGCUCUCUCGUUCCUGAGUACAAUUCACUCGUCUUUUUCGAGGUAGCAGAAAAUUCUUUCCAUCAGGUUGCGGAAGUCACUUCUCCGGAAAAGUGUAGAUGGAGUAUUAAUGGAUGGUUCCAUGGGCCUCUAAUUGAAAAAGAUAGACCUUUAAGACAGGAUACAGAAACUGCACUUAUAGAGCCUGAAAACAUGCAAUUUGAUCUGAAGCAAUGGAUAUCUGAAUCGUAUCUGUUGCCCGCAGUCGUCAGAGACAUAAAAGUAAACGUUGAAAACGAAUCCUUUGCUUUCUUACAAGAAUUUCUUCUAGCAGAUGUGUACGAGAAGCUUUCUCAAGAUAUAGCGAAUGAUGAAAUCCUGUGGAAGAGGGUCGGUCCUGCUGACCUGCGAAAUUAUGAAGUAGCCGAGGAAGAAACCUUGCCCGAGAAACUGAAGGAAUUUUGCAAACUAUUCAAAUCUAUAGUUACGUUUGAUUUAAUGAAAAAAUACACCGAAUUGGAUCUGGUUCCGGAGAAGCGUGGUAUGAAACCGACAAUGAGGAUGGAACUACAGAGGUGGACCGCUGGUUGUUAUACAUUGAUGACGGAUACUCAGAUUUACGAGUCUAUGUCUAAUACCACUGACAGGAAAUCCGCAUCGAAUUCAGAAGCAAUGGAAGAGGAUCAAUCGGGUGAAAGUCUAAAUGCCGAUCAAGUAUUAAAGCCUAAACCUUUUUUAGGGGAUGAGACUAGUCAUGAUUGUCUAGGAGAGACAGUGAACACACCUGUGAGUAGCGAAGAUGAGACAGAUACCGAAAUCUUGAAAAGAGUAUUGAAUGGGAAAUCGCCAAAGACGAGAAAGAAAUAUAUAAAUCUUUAUCAAGCAACAUCUUCCAAUGUGAAAGUUUCUGGUUCUAAACAUGAAGUGAGGCAUGGAUCGGAUUCAGAAGAAGCAGAUGUUGAAGUAAACGUAGAUGAUGAGAUAAGUCUGAGAAUAUUGGAUCGGAGAGUUACGAAAUCGAAGAAGAGCUUACACCAAGCUGCAUCUUCAAUCAUUAAAAUUUCACCUUCGAAGUUCGAAAUGAAUCGUGGAACGGAUUCUGAAGAAUCAGAUAUUGAGGAUUACAUGUCAGAUCCAAAUGAGCAUGUUGAAGAUGAUCGAGAAAUGGCGCGUUCAUUUGUGGAUGGGUCCCUGGAUGUAAUAAUACAAUUCCACACAAAGAAAGCUCCAGAUUGUGUUACUAUCGAUUACGUAAAUCCGAAAGAAGAGAGCGCCCUCAUACACGUGCCUACGAAGGAUAAUUAUUUAUGCUUGGUUUAUAAGACUACUGAAGUUUGCAGGGUUCACAACUACGUCAACCAUUACUGCAAAGGGUACUAUUACAAUUUGUUAUGCACCUUCUUUGAGUAGGGGAUCAAUAGGUUUAUUCUGUUUGACUGAUAUUCUUAAGGACACCAAUUCAAGUUGCGAAACGGUAAUUUUUCUUUUGUGAGUUUUUAUGAGUAUUUGUAUAAUUCUUUAAAGUUAAAGAUUGGAAUGUUUCAAAAAAUACUUGUUAAAUUUUUAGAAUGUUUGUCGUGCGAUUGGAAUGUAAUAUAUUAUUUGUAUUAAUAAACUCAUCAGUAUUUAUGGUCCGUUUAUAA
This is a messenger RNA of Belonocnema kinseyi, 2876 nucleotides long. It is a transcript of the gene sud1, whose product is annotated as prolyl 3-hydroxylase OGFOD1. Gene Ontology annotation, cellular component: cytoplasm. The coding region runs from base 694 to 2643 and encodes 649 amino acids. The transcript is spliced from 3 exons. Gene Ontology annotation, biological process: peptidyl-proline hydroxylation; regulation of translational termination. The record is from RefSeq and is a predicted model, not a curated record. Lineage: Eukaryota; Metazoa; Arthropoda; Insecta; Hymenoptera; Cynipidae. Gene Ontology annotation, molecular function: iron ion binding; peptidyl-proline dioxygenase activity; L-ascorbic acid binding.